AUGAGUAACCCAAACAGUACGUUCAAUCAACUUGAAACUGAAUUGGCCAUGAGCGUGGGUGAGGUUACUGACAUUCUAUACCAUGAAUCACCUCCAAACUUUGUUACUCAACGCAAUAAGAUUGACAGUGAAUUACGUAACGAUUUCAAGUGUUUUAAAGAAACUAUUCUGACCACAUUGGAAAGUUGGUUUGCCAAGCAGGACGUGAAACAUGACAGGCUUCUAAAGGAAUUCGAAGAAAUAGGAAGGUCGCUAAGCUUUAUGUGUGAGAAGUAUGAAGAUUUGAAGAAAAGUACAGAGGAUAUGAGCAAACGACUCGAAGUGCUUGAAAAGAACUCGGCUAAAGAUUCACAAUCCCAACGGAUAACAGAAUUAGAAUUAAAAAUGGACAUAAUGGAUCAGCAGGCGCGCCAAUGUAAUGUUGAAAUAAGUAAUCUACCGGAAAAACGUGGUGAGGAUCUCUCCGCUUUAAUGCAAGAAAUAGGAGUACUGGUUAAACAGCCUAUUACUCAACAAGAUAUCAUUUCUGUCCAUCGCGUGCCCCAUGUUAAUACAGUCAGUAAACAACCUAAGAAUAUUAUAAUGAAGUUGGCGAGCAGAGUUCUUCGUGAUAAAUUACUGGCAUCAGUGAGACUGGCAAAGGGUGUAACUACCGGUCAACUUAACAUGCCAGGGACAUCGCAAAAUGUAUACGUCAAUGAGCACCUCACUUUAAAAACGAAAAAAUUAUUUCGAGAGACCAGAAUUGCCGCUAAGGAUUGUGAAUUUAAAUUUACAUGGAUUAAAAACGGAAACAUACUCGUCCGUCGAAAUAAAACGUCACCUAUCUUUUCUGUCCGUUGUCCUGAGGAUCUACAGAAAAUCAAAAAGCUGUAA
This is a messenger RNA of Chilo suppressalis (striped riceborer), 876 nucleotides long. NCBI's taxonomy places the organism in Eukaryota, Metazoa, Arthropoda, Insecta, Lepidoptera, Crambidae. The record is from the annotation of a GenBank genome assembly.